Messenger RNA from Trifolium pratense (red clover), 7206 nucleotides. RefSeq lists its product as uncharacterized. The record is from RefSeq and is a predicted model, not a curated record. Lineage: Eukaryota; Viridiplantae; Streptophyta; Magnoliopsida; Fabales; Fabaceae. Bases 443 to 6793 code for a protein of 2116 amino acids. The transcript has 10 exons. Gene Ontology annotation, molecular function: ADP binding.
GUAAAAUUUUGUCAAAAAUAUGAUUCUCUAAAUUAUUUGUCUAUAAAUAUAUGUCUCAUUCAUCAUGUGAUCAAACAAUAUUUUCAACUUUCUCGAUUGUUUUUUUUCCCUUCUGACAUUGUUGAAACAAAAGAAAACAAGAGAACGUUUAGAGUUUAUAUAUAUGUUUUUAGGCUUGUAUAACCCUAAAACCAAAAAAAAAUUAGAAAAACAAAACGUUGCAAAUUAUUUCUCUUUUAGUUUGAGUCUUCAAUUGUUACUUUAGCUUUAAAUUCCAUCAACUCCUCAGCUCAUCCAACCAGAAAAAACAGAAAAAGCUCAUAUAAACAGAAGGGAAAAAGUAGAAGAAAACAAAUUCAAAAUUUUCUGGAUUUUGUGCAACUAGUGACUAGAGUCUCAACACAGGUCAUAAGGAACGGACACUGAUAACAAUUUCUGCCCAAUGGAUACCAUCAUUUCCUUUGUUGGAAGCAUAGCACCGAAUGCUUUUGCUCCUAUUCGAAGAGAAGUGAGUUAUUUGAUACGCUACGAACGUAAUUUCACCAAGCUAAGUGGUUCUGUUCGCGAUCUUCAAGCUUUAGGAGAAGAAAUAAAGCAUAGGGUGGAAGCUGAAAGAAGAAAUGGAAAAAUAAUUGAAGUUGUUGUUCAAAAUUGGUUGGUGGAGGUGAACGAGGUCAUUGAAAGGGCAAAUCAGCUCCUGGAAGAUCCUCGUCGUCGAGAGGUUGGGUGUUCGGGCUGGUCUUUCCCUAAUUUGAUUUUACGACAUAAGCUUGGCAAAAAGGCUACAAAGAUAGCAAAUGAUGUUGUUGAAGUUAAGGGAAGAAGAAGUGAUUUCAAUGAUGUUGGUUACCUUCCUGCUCUAUAUGAAAUUGCCCCUUCUUCUGCCACAUGUGUUGGUGAAAAGUUUGAGACAAGGGAGUUAUUUAAGGAGGGCAUCUUGAAGGCUCUCAAGGAUCCUAAAGCAUGCAAAAUUGGAGUCUAUGGUUUCGGUGGGGUGGGUAAGACCUUUCUGGUGAACGAAGUCGCUGAUAUAGCUAAACAACAAAAAUUGUUCGAUGCAGUGGUUAUCGCCCAUGUAUCCAAAACUCCAGAUAUUAAGAAAAUUCAAGAGGUGAUUGCAGAUACGUUGGGUCUAACAUUUGGAGAAGUAAGUACUGAGCGUAGAGCUGAUCGCCUAAAGAUGAGAAUUAAAGCUGAGAAAUCUGUCCUUGUUAUUCUAGAUGAUAUUUGGCAGAAACUUGAUCUGGUUAAAGAAGUAGGAAUUCCAUCCAACAAGGAACACAUUGGUUGCAAAUUGUUGAUGACCUCUAGAACUCAAGAUGUGUUGUUGCAAAUGGACGUCAAAAAGGAUUUCACUUUCAGACUUAAAUUUCUAAGUGAACUAGAAACAUGGAGCUUGUUUCAAUCUAUGGCAGAGGAUGUGGUUAACGAUAUCAGUUUCAAAUAUGUAGCAACUGAAAUUGCUAAACAAUGUAAAGGUUUGCCUCUUCUCAUAGUGACAAUGGCAAGCGGAUUGAAAAGUAAGGAUAUUUAUGCUUGGAAUGAUGCAUUGAGCAAAUUACAAAAUGUUGGUCAUGAGAAAAUGGAUGUCAUAACUCAUUCUGCUUUAGAGUUGAGUUACAACUGGUUGGCAACUGACGAAACUAAGGCACUCUUCUUGCUUUCUGCUGUACUAGGACAAUAUGGUGAAGAUUACUUAUUGAAAGUUGCAAUGGGUUUGGAGAUAUUCAACAAUAUAAGUACUGUGGAUGCUGCAAGAAACAGACUUCAUACUAUAAUUGGAUCAUUGAAAGCAUCUUGCCUUUUACUUGAAGGUGAUAAGAGAAGUCGGCGAAUCCAAAUGCAUGACCUUGUUCGUGAUGUAGGCAUCUCCAUAGCAUGUAGGAAUAAAGAUGUUUAUAUUUUGAAACCAAAGACUGGUUUGAAGGAAUAUCUUACCGUGGAUUUUCCGAAAAUGUGCUCACAGAUCAUCUUAAAUAAUUGUCCUUUACAAGAGCUUCCAAAAAAGUUAGAUUGUCCUAAUCUUAAACUUUUUGUUUUGAACAGUGCAAAUCGUUCUUUAGAAAUCCCAGAUACUAUUUUUGAUGGGAUAGGAAGCCUUAAAGUGUUAGAUUUAACACUUUUGAACUUGUCUUCAUUACCCACUUCUUUUUGUUCCCUAACAGGCCUUCAGACAUUGUGUUUGGACCAAUGCAUUUUGGGAAAUAUGGAUAUAAUAGGAGAUUUGAAAAACUUAGAAAUUCUUAGUCUUCGUAAAUCUUCGAUGAUGAAAUUGCCAAGCCAAAUAAGGGAAAUGACUCAACUAAGAAUGCUUGAUUUGAGCAAUUCUGGAAUAGAAGUCAUCCCACCCAACAUCAUUUCAAGCUUGUCUAACUUAGAGGAGCUGUAUAUGGGCAAUAUCUCCAUCAAGUGGGAAGAUGAGAAUUCAGUCGAGCAAAAAGAAAAUGAUAUCCUUGCUGAGCUUCAACAAUUGUACAAGUUGACAACUCUAGAAUUACAAAUUCACAAGGCUCGGCCUUUGCCAUACUUAAAUUCAAUGUUUGAAAAGCUGCAAAGAUAUAAAAUAGCCAUCGGAGAUGUAUGGGAAUGGUCUGACAUUAAAGACACAACCUUGAAAACAUUGAUGCUCAAACUUGAUACGAGCAUAAGUUCGGAGCUGGGGAUUAAAGCAUUAAUUAAAGGAGUCGAGAAUUUGUACAUGGAUGAAGUAGAUGGCAUUCAGAAUGUGUUGUAUGAAAUGAACGGGGAAGGUUUUCCAUUGUUGAGGCACCUCCACAUCCAAAACAAUGCAAAAAUGAAGCACAUAGUUUACUCUAUGGGGAGGAACCAAGUCCAUGUUUCCUUUCUGAAUUUGGAAACUCUUUCAAUUAAUAAUCUUGAAAAUUUGGAGCAGAUAUGUCAUGGCCCGCUUGCUAUUAAUUCUUUUGGUAAUCUCAGUGUUAUCAAAGCAAAAAAUUGUGCCCAAUUGACAUAUCUUCUCUCCUUAUCAAUGGUUAAAAGUCUUUCCAAUCUUUCUGAGAUCGAAGUUUGUCAAUGCAAUUCUAUGAAGAACAUAGUGCUUGGAGACUUGCCUGAUGAAAAAGUAGAGUUUUGUUCUUUGCGUUCUUUAACUUUACAACACUUGGAUACACUUGAUAACUUUUUCUCUUAUGAGCUGAUGACAUCUUUGAUAACUUCUGCACGGCCAUUUUUUAGUGCUCAGGUUGCAUUCCCUGAUUUGACAACCCUUAAAUUGAGCUCACUCAAUUUAGAUAAAAUUUGGAAUGACAAUCAAUAUUCUAUGUACAACUUGUCAGUCUUGAUUGUGGAGAACUGUGGUGAGCUAAAGUACUUAUUUUCUUCUACCAUGGUUGAAACUUUUGUAAACCUCAAACGGCUUGAAAUUAGUAAAUGUAAUUUGAUGAAUGAGAUAAUAGCUACAGAAAGGAGAAACGAUGUUACUAUUGCAUUGAAUGAGGUUCCAUUUCCCAAAUUGGAGACAAUCGUGCUGAAGGACAUGGAAAAUUUGAAGACAGUUUGGCAUUACCAAUUUGACACAGUGAAGACGAUGGAAGUCCAAAAUUGUGAGAAAAUUGUGGUUGUUUUUCCUUCCUCAAUGCAGAAGACUUAUCAUAAUCUGGAGAAGUUAGUGGUUAAGGAUUGUGCUUUAGUGGAACUUAUAUUUGAAUUGAGUUCUAGUGAAAAUAGCAGCAUAGAAAGUGAAACACAAUUGAAAGUAAUUACUUUAGAUCGAUUGCCGAAGCUGAAAAAGAUAUGGAGCAGAGAUCCUGAAGGAAUUCUUAGUUUUCAUAAUCUACAAAAUCUUGAUCUAAAUGAGUGUGAAAGUAUGGAGUAUGUAUUUCCACUUUCUGUAGCCACUGGCUGCCGACAUCUCGAACAACUUCAUAUAGAAUAUUGUGGGAAGAUGAAGGAAAUUGUUUCAGAGAAGACAGGAUCUACGUGUGCAAGUCCCAGAUUUGAGUUUAAUAAGCUAAAUACUAUAGAGCUUUUGGGCUUACAUUCACUCAAGGGCUUCUAUGAAGGAAAUCAUAUUCUAGCAUGCCCCUCUUUGAAAAAACUAGAAGUUCUAGAAUGUGCAAAGUUGAAUUUAUACAAAACUGUAGCUGUGUCUGGAAGCAUCCCCCAAAGAUGUCAAGAAGAUAAUCUCUCAGAUUUAUUCCAACCACUUUUCAUUGUGGAAGAGGUGAUUCCAAACUUGGAGUCGAUGAUAAUAAACGAUAGGGAUGCUAUGGUGAUAUUGAAAUCACAAAAUUUAGAUUCCCUCUUCAACAAAUUGACAUCUCUUGGUUUGUAUGAUUUUAAGAAUGAAGAGGCUACAUUUCCUUACUGGUUUCUCCAAAAUGCACGUUCUCUUGAACACCUAGUUGUUGUAGACAGUUCCUUCAAGAAGAUAUUUGAAGAUGAAAGACUAGUGAGUAUGAAAAUUCACACACGCCUCAAAAAGUUGUGGCUUUUUCAAUUACCUAAACUUCAGCAUAUAUGUGAAGAUGGAUCUCUAAUUCACCCACUUCUUGAGCAUCUUGAACAGUUAGAUAUUUUUUAUUGUCCUAGUUUGACAAAUUUGUUGUUGCCUUCCUCCGUCAACUUUAGUCACCUGACAUAUUUGAAGAUAACAAGAUGCAAUAAACUGGUAAAUUUAAUAUCAUCCUCGACUGCGCAAAGUUUGGUAAAACUCACAGUAUUGAAGGUACAGAACUGUGACUCACUACAAGAAAUAAUAACGGGAAAGGAAAAUGUUGAUAUUGCAUUUGUUAGUCUUAAAAGAUUGAUGCUCAAAGGUUUGCCAAGCCUCAACAACUUUUGCUCAAGUAAGUGUUUCUUGAAGUUUCCAUUGUUGGAGUAUGUAGUUGUGAGCAACUGUCCUGUCAUGGAGAUAUUCUCUGAGGGAAACACAAGCACACCAAGUCUUCGAAAUGUCAAAAUUGAAGAAAAUGGUGAAGAAUGUUAUUGGAAGGGGAACCUAAAUGAUACCAUAAAAAAAAUGUUUGAAGAUAAGGUUGCAUUGACAACCCUUAAAUUGAGUCCACUCAAUUUAGAUAAAAUUUGGAACAGUCAACAUUCUAUGUACAACUUGUCAGUCUUGAUUGUGGAGAACUGUGGUGAGCUAAAGUACUUAUUUUCUUCUACCAUGGUUGAAACUUUUGUUAACCUCAAACGGGUUGAAAUUAGUAAAUGUAAUUCCAUGAAUGAGAUAAUAGCUACAGAAAGGAGAAACGAUGUUACUAUUGCAUUGAAUGAGGUUCCAUUUCCCAAAUUGGAGACAAUCAUGCUGAAGGACAUGGAAAAUUUGAAGACAGUAUGGCAUUACCAAUUUGACACAGUGAAGACGUUGGAAGUCGAAAAUUGUGAGAAAAUUGUGGUUGUUUUUCCUUCCUCAAUGCAGAAGACUUAUCAUAAUCUGGAGAAGUUAGUGGUUAAGGAUUGUGCUUUAGUGGAAAAUAUAUUUGAAUUGAGUUCUAUUGAAAAUAGCAGCAUAGAAAGUGAAACACAGUUGAAGGUAAUUACUUUAGAUGGAUUGCCGAAGCUGAAAAAGAUAUGGAGCAGAGAUCCUGAAGGAAUUCUUAGUUUUCAUAAUCUACAAAAUGUUGAUCUAAAUGAGUGUAAAAGUAUGGAGUAUGUAUUUCCAUUUUCUGUAGCCACUGGCUGCCCACAUCUCGAAGAACUUCAGAUAAAAUGGUGUUUGGAAAUAAAGGAAAUUGUUUCAGAGAAAAGACAAUCUACGUGUGCAAGUCCCACAUUUGAGUUUAAUAAGCUAAAUACUAUAGUGCUUUGGCGCUUACAUUCACUCAAGGGAUUCUAUGAAGGAAAUCAUAUUCUAGCAUGCCCUUCUUUGAGAAGACUAGAUGUUUCAGAAUGUGCAAAGUUGAAUUUAUACAAAACUGUAGCUCUGUCUGCAAGCAUCCCCCAAAGAUGUCAAGAAGAUAAUCUCUCAGAUUUAUUAUUCCAACCACUUUUCACUGUGGAAGAGGUGAUUCCAAACUUGGAGUCGAUGACAAUAAACGAUAGGGAUGCUAUGGUGAUAUUGAAAUCACAAAAUUUAGAUUCCCUCUUCAACAAAUUGACAUCUCUUGGUUUGUAUGAUUUUAAGAAUGAAGAGGCUACAUUUCCUUACUGGUUUCUCCAAAAUGCACGUUCUCUUGAAGAGCUAGUUGUUGCAGACAGUUCCUUCAAGAAGAUAUUUGAAUAUGAAAGACUAGUGACUAUGAAAAUUCACACACGCCUCAAAAAGUUGUGGCUUUUUCAAUUACCUAAACUUCAGCAUAUAUGUGAAGAUGGAUCUCUAAUUCACCCACUUCUUGAGCAUCUUGAAAGCUUAUUUAUUAAAGAUUGUCCUAGUUUGACAAAUUUGUUGUUGCCUUCCUCUGUCACCUUUAGUCACCUAACAAAUUUGGAGAUAACAAAAUGCAAUAAACUUGUAAAUUUAAUAACAUCCUCGACUGCGCAAAGUUUGGUAAAACUCAAAGAAUUGAAUGUAGAGGACUGUGACUCACUGCAAGAAAUAAUAAUGGGAAAGGAAAAUGUUGAUAUUGCAUUUGUUAGUCUUCAAAUAUUGGUGCUCAAAGGUUUGCCAAGCCUCAACAACUUUUGCUCAAGUAAGUGUUUCUUGAAGUUUCCAUUGUUGGAGUAUGUAGUUGUGAGCAACUGUCCUGUCAUGGAGAUAUUCUCUGAGGGAAACACAAGCACACAAAGUCUUCGAAAUGUCAAAAUUGAAGAAAAUGGUGAAGAAUGUUAUUGGAAGGGGAACCUAAAUGAUACCAUAAAAAAGAUGUUUGAAGAUAAGUCCUUGUCAUAAAAACCGGUCUGGUCCUGGUUUGGCAUGCUGUGGCGUGAGGUAUUUGAAAGUCCCAAAAUGAUGCUAUCUACUCCGACAAGGUUUAGAGUAUUGAACAAUUGGUGGAUGAGUUAAAUUAUUUUCUUGAAAAUGGUUGUUGAUCAUCUGUCACCUGGAGUGUGCUUCUUUUAGCCUUUUGCAGUGUGGAUUAUUUUGUUCUUUUAUUUAAAUUAUUUUGUUCUGUAGGCUCUUGCUUCUCCUGUAAUUGGGUGAAGUAAAGUAUCUUGUAAUUGUUUCAAAAAAGAAAAAAAGUAUCAUCAUAAAUUUUUCUCCUGUAUUGUUGGGUUUUAAGUAAUUUAAUUUGAUAUGUAACAUGUAACUCUGGUGGUGAAGUUAUUCUGCUUAAUAAAUUAUCAUCAUAAACAUUCAAGUUA